AUGGCAAAGAAACAGAAAGACGAAACGACGAAUGUGAACGCUACUGCGAACCGGGACAUCGUUCAGAGACUCAAUUUUCUUUAUCAAGCUAGCAUAUAUCUGCAAUCUGUAGCUCCUGGUCCAUCUAACAAAGGCAAGGCACGGGAGGACGGUAGAUCCGUGGACGCUAUGAACGUCGACGAGCCUCCCCAGGUCAAUACGGAAUCCACUUCGCAAACAGCUCGAAAAGCAUCACAAAAGGCUCGCAAACGGAAAGUGGGGGCUAAAAAAACCACUGCAGAUCUUGCGAGAAGUUACGUGAAAUGUAUGCGCGUGGUCGGGCAGAAAACCACAGUCAAAAUAGACCCGUCUUUAAAGCGUUCUCUGUGUUCAGGAUGCAGCUCAACUCUCGUUCCAGGUUCUAAUGCGUCAAUACGCGUCAAAAGUUCCUCUAGUCAAGGCAAUAUCCUGACGUACACCUGCCUUCACUGCGGAGCGUCUAAACGGAUACCUGCGCCUCCGAAUGGUGCCAUCGCUAGUCCUUCGCAAAACUCCAGUGCAACUCCAAAUGUUGCGCUUGAUAUGGAUACAUCUGCAACGAUAGAGUCUAAUGUUGUACCGCCAGUAUCUCUCGAAAGGCCUCCGCAAAUUUCUAACAAGAAGAAACCGCGCCGAUCUCGGGCCCUACCCCUUUUUGCGCGUCCUGAUGCCGGACAUGUCACUUUCCGAGGCAAUGAACGCCUACCUCUGGAUGAGAAAACCGGCUUUGGUGUCCUGCUCGGCUAA
Psilocybe cubensis is the source of this 765-nucleotide messenger RNA. RefSeq lists its product as uncharacterized. The transcript has 3 exons. Gene Ontology annotation, cellular component: nucleolar ribonuclease P complex. NCBI's taxonomy places the organism in Eukaryota, Fungi, Basidiomycota, Agaricomycetes, Agaricales, Agrocybaceae. Bases 1 to 765 code for a protein of 254 amino acids. The record is from RefSeq and is a predicted model, not a curated record. Gene Ontology annotation, biological process: tRNA processing.